Fusarium venenatum is the source of this 1329-nucleotide messenger RNA. RefSeq names its product major facilitator superfamily domain-containing protein. Gene Ontology annotation, biological process: transmembrane transport. Gene Ontology annotation, cellular component: membrane. Gene Ontology annotation, molecular function: transmembrane transporter activity. The record is from RefSeq and is a predicted model, not a curated record. NCBI's taxonomy places the organism in Eukaryota, Fungi, Ascomycota, Sordariomycetes, Hypocreales, Nectriaceae.
AUGUCGACAACCAUCACACAAACUCAAGAGCCGAUUGAGCUCACAACUCUACAUCAACGUGGAAAAGACACUAUUGAAGAGCAGCCUUCUUUACCGCCCGAUGAUGUACCUCCUCCAUAUGCGCAGACACAGGCGCAGAGGUGGAACUAUCCAAAAGGGAACAUGCCCAAACUCGGAUUUGCUUUCAUGUCAUUUAUCAUCGCUGGCAUGAAUGAUGCAGCCGUUGGUGCUUUGAUCCCAUAUCUCGAAACAUAUUACGAUUUAAGCUACACAAUCAUCUCUCUCAUUUUCCUCACUCCCUUCGCCGGUUACUCAGUCGCCGCUUUCACCAAUGCACGAAUCCACAUGCGCUUCGGCCAGCGCGGUGUCGCUAUCAUGGCACCCAUCUGUCAUCUCAUUACCUUUGUCGCGCUGGCUCUGCACCCUCCGUACCCCGUUCUUGUCGUAUGUAACAUCUUUAGCGGCUUCGGAAACGGUCUCACGGAUGCGUGUUUUUGUGCUUGGGUUGGCGCCAUGGACAAGGCCAAUACCGUGCAGGGCUUCUUGCACGCGUCGUAUUCCCUCGGGGCGCUGUUCUCACCGCUCAUUGCCACAUCAAUGGUUGUUUCUUAUGACCUCCCUUGGUAUACCUUUUAUUAUGUCAUGAUUGGAAUUACUGUGGUGGAAUGGGUUGGUCUCACUGUUUCGUUCUGGCAAAAGACUGGUGCUGUCUAUCAGCUCGAACAUGUCAAUGAAUCAGAAGGUAGUGGCGCUGGAACAAGAGAGGCCCUCAAGUCCAAAGUCACAUGGCUCUGCUCGUUGUUCUUCUUUGCUUACAUGGGGGUCGAAGUCGGUCUUGGUGGAUGGGUCGUCACAUUUAUGCUACGCGUACGAAAAGCCUCAGCAUACGCAUCUGGUGCAUCUGGCACAGGAUUCUGGGCAGGCAUGGCUCUUGGACGUGCAUGUCUAGGCUUCGUGACGGAGCGCUUCGGCGAGAGACUCUGUCUAUCUAUUUAUCUCGUCAUCUGCAUCGGUCUGCAACUUCUCUUCUGGUUGGUUCCUCGAUUCAUAGUCUCGGCCGUUGCUGUCGCCUUUCUGGGCUUCUUUCUGGGACCCAUGUUUCCUGGGGCGGUUAUGGUGACUGCUAAACUUCUACCAGCCAAGAUCCAUGUAUCUGCCAUUGGAUUUGCCAUGGCUAUCGGUGGUACGGGUGGAACCAUCUUUCCAUUUGCCAUCGGAGCCAUUGCGAACUCUAAGGGUGUUGGUGUUUUGCAGCCUAUUAUCCUUGCAUUGAUCACUGUUGUUGCUGGUGUUUGGUUGAGUUUCCCUCGAAUUCAGAAGAAGGACUGA